Messenger RNA from Salarias fasciatus (jewelled blenny), 1801 nucleotides. RefSeq names its product adaptor related protein complex 4 subunit mu 1 (gene ap4m1). The record is from RefSeq and is a predicted model, not a curated record. Lineage: Eukaryota; Metazoa; Chordata; Actinopteri; Blenniiformes; Blenniidae. Gene Ontology annotation, cellular component: clathrin adaptor complex. The transcript is spliced from 16 exons. Gene Ontology annotation, biological process: intracellular protein transport; vesicle-mediated transport. Bases 326 to 1651 code for a protein of 441 amino acids.
ACACUGUUUACCAACACCACUCCGACUUGAGUCGAGGAGCUAACGUGUCUAAAGACAUAUUAUUUGUGUUUGUGAACUUCAUUGAACGUUUUUUGCUAAUAUAUUGGCAUGUAUUGGACGUUCGAAUAUAUCCAGCUGCGAUGGAAAAUCGCUCACGUUUAAAAUAAGCUGCGUUAGAUAAGUUUAACAUGCAAUUAGCCAUGUUAUCCAGGCUAACACUGGGUGCUGUGCAGCAGCCGAUUUGAUUGCUUUUCUCAAAUUAUUGAGAAAACAAUAAGAGGACCGUAAUAUUUAAAUUCCUCCUUUCCUGUGAACCUUCGGCGGGAUGAUCUCUCAGGUCUUCAUUUUGUCGUCAAAGGGCGACCACCUCAUUUAUAAAGACUUCCGUGGGGAGGCCAGGAGUGAUGUGGUUGGUACUUUCUACGAGAAAGUGACUUCGCUGAGUGGAGACCAGCCUCCAGUCGUCAUGAAACACAAAGACCUUCACUUCGUUCAUGUCAGACAGGGGGGGCUCUACUGGGUCGCUACAACAACAUCUGACUCCUCUCCUUUUACUGUCAUCGAGUUCCUCAACAGAUUUGCUGCUCUGGUCAAAGACUACUGCGGCAGUCUGUCUGAGAAGGCCGUCCACAUGAACUUUGCCCUCAUCUACGAGCUUCUGGACGAGGUGCUGGACUUCGGUUACAUCCAGACGACCUCCUCGGAUGUUUUGAAGAACUUCAUUCAGACUGAAGCGGUGUCCCUCAGACCGUUCAGCCUCUUUGACCUCAGCAACGUUGGACUGUUUGGAGCAGAGACUCAGCAGAGCAAAGUGGCUCCGAGCUCUGCGGCCACCCGACCCAUCCAGAGCAGCCGGGAGCAGGGAGGGAAGAGUGAGAUAUUCGUAGACGUGAUCGAGAGGCUGUCAGUCGUUAUCGGCUCCAAUGGAGUCCUGAUGAAGGCGGACGUGGAAGGAGAGAUCAGAGUGAAGUGCUACAUGCCUAACUGCUCCGAGCUCAGGAUCGGUCUGAACGAGGAGUUCAGCAUUGGGAAGUCACAGCUCAGAGGUUACGGAGCGGCCGUGCGGGUCGACGAGUGCAGCUUCCACCAGGCGGUGCGACUGGAGGAGUUUGACAGCCACCGCAUCCUGCGUCUGAGUCCCAGUCAGGGCGAGCAAACAGUCAUGCAGUACCAGCUGAGUGACGAGCUGCCCUCAGCGCCUCCUUUUCGCCUCUUCCCGACGCUGGAGCGAGACGGAGGGGGAAGGCUGCUCAUGUAUCUGAAGCUUCGCUGUGACCUGCCGCCAAAGAGCGCUGCCAUCAAUGUGAGCGCCACCAUCCCCGUUCCCAAAGGCUCCGUGAGCCUGUCCCAGGAGCUGAGCAGUCCGGAUCAGAGCGCAGAGUUACGGCCUCAGAGUCGAGCCGUGGUCUGGCAGAUUCCUCGAUUCACCGGAGGGUCGCAGCUCUCAGCGCUGUUCAAGCUGGAGGUGUCCGGCCUCAGCUCGGCCUCCAUGCUGGAGGUGGGCCCGGUGUGCUUGAGCUUCGAGCUGCCUAAGUUCACGGCCACGGGGCUGCAGAUCCGCUUCCUGCGCCUGUCUCCGGUGCAGCCCGGCCCGUCGCAGCGCUGGGUCCGCUAUGUCACGCACUCCGACUCCUACACGAUCCGGCUGUGAGCCACCACAACCAGGAAGUCCCCGAAAGUAACAGGAAGUCACCAGGAAGUCCCGCUAUCUCUGCUGUCAGUGUGAAGAAACACAUGAAUCUCCAUGGCAGCGCUCAUGGGUGCCCACACGCUUGUAAAUAAACUCAGAUUUUAUCCUCAA